This is a messenger RNA of Plodia interpunctella (Indianmeal moth), 1659 nucleotides long. It is a transcript of the gene mEFTu1, whose product is annotated as mitochondrial translation elongation factor Tu 1. The record is from RefSeq and is a predicted model, not a curated record. Bases 160 to 1557 code for a protein of 465 amino acids. Gene Ontology annotation, biological process: mitochondrial translational elongation. Gene Ontology annotation, molecular function: GTPase activity; GTP binding; translation elongation factor activity. The transcript is spliced from 7 exons. NCBI's taxonomy places the organism in Eukaryota, Metazoa, Arthropoda, Insecta, Lepidoptera, Pyralidae. Gene Ontology annotation, cellular component: mitochondrion.
AUAAAUAGAAAAAAAAGUCAAGGUUCUUUAUCUUCACGGGUUUUUCGGUGUGAUUUUUCAGUUUCAUUGAUUGCAGGAAUUUACCUACAUAUUCCUAUCAAAUAGAAUUAUAAUCAUAUUUACAUCAUAAUAAAAUUGUUGUUUUUCAACGCAGCGCCAAUGGCGUCAAUAUCGUUCGCGAAAAAUUUAGUCAAUCCAGCUCUCAAAUUAGUUUUCAAAACGAGUCCAUGCUCUCAACUCACAAAAUGUAAUGGUUUGCCUAGUCUGACACCAUUGAGUAUAGUGCUCCGGAGAAAUUAUGCUGAGAAACAGGUUUUUGAAAGAACUAAACCUCAUUGUAAUGUCGGGACUAUUGGCCACGUCGAUCAUGGAAAGACUACAUUAACUGCAGCCAUUACUAAAGUAUUAGCUGAUCUCAACCUUGCUCAGAAGAAGGGUUAUACAGACAUUGAUAAUGCUCCAGAAGAAAAGGCCCGUGGUAUCACAAUCAAUGUGGCUCAUGUGGAGUACCAAACAGAAAACAGGCAUUACGGACACACAGAUUGCCCUGGUCAUGCCGACUAUAUUAAGAACAUGAUAACAGGAACGGCUCAGAUGGAUGGUGCCAUCCUAGUGGUUGCAGCAACUGAUGGUGUAAUGCCGCAGACCAGAGAGCAUUUACUCCUAGCCAAACAGAUUGGGAUCCAGCAUGUGGUGGUCUUCAUCAACAAAGUAGAUGCAGCCGACCAGGAAAUGGUGGAACUUGUAGAGAUGGAAAUCAGAGAGUUGAUGUCUGAGAUGGGAUAUGAUGGUGACAAUGUUCCUGUAAUCAAAGGCUCUGCAUUGUGUGCCUUGGAUGGUAAAAGUCCUGAAAUAGGCGCAGAUGCGAUCUCCCAGCUGCUUAAAGAAGUAGAUGCAUACAUCCCAACACCAGCUCGUGAAUUAGACAAGCCAUUUCUCUUGCCUGUUGAGUCUGUGCACUCCAUCCCUGGUCGUGGAACUGUUGUCACUGGACGCUUGCAUAGAGGUGUCUUAAAGAAGGGGACUGAAUGUGAAAUUGUUGGACAUGGCAAAACCAUGAAAACAACUGUUACUGGAGUUGAAAUGUUCCACAAGACCCUUGAAGAGGCUCAGGCGGGUGACCAACUCGGAGCUCUUGUCCGUGCUGUAAAACGUGAACAGAUCAAGCGUGGUAUGGUGAUGGCGAAGCCUGGAACAGUGAAAGCACAUGACAAUGUGGAAGCAGCUGUCUACAUAUUGAGCAAGGAUGAGGGCGGCCGAGCCAAACCAUUCACAUCAUACAUCCAACUGCAAAUGUUCUCUAUGACAUGGGACUGUGCCUCACAGGUCUCUAUUCCAGACAAGGAAAUGGUGAUGCCUGGUGAAGAUGCCAAAUUACAUCUGCGGCUGCUGAAGCCUAUGGUUUGUGAGCCAGGUCAGCGUUUUACCCUUCGUUUAGGUGAUCUUACACUCGGAACAGGUGUUAUCACCAAAAUUAACAAAAAUUUGUCGGAAGAAGAAAGAAUUAUGCUGUUGGAGGGCAAGAAGGCACGAGAGAAGGCAGCUCUCAAGAAGUGAAUUAUAUAGUUUUAUUUUAAGUAUAGAAAAGUAGUUCCCGUUAAUAUUACGCAUUUACAAAUGUAAAUUUGAAAUUAAUAAAGUGAUCAAAAAAUUUUGCUU